UUUCCGGAAAUGACCGAGUGUCCCCGAUACACUCACAACUCUAUGAAGUUUCUUUUUCUCUUAUCUUUCUCUUCUCGGUUCCGUCUCUUUAUCUUUUCUCUCAUUUUAUUACUUUAUCAUUUCAUUCUCUACUAAAGGAACUUAUUUCAUGUGUUUGCUCAUUACUGAGACUGCUGUAGGAACAUCUGACUGCAGGAAGGUCAUGGCACAUAUAAGACAUAAAGGUCAGUCAGCAUGUUCCUGACUCUGACCUGAUGCCAUUUUUCUUCACUUCCUCUGCCAUGGAAGGACAGAACUGUUCUCCUACAGAGGAAACACACAUGAAUGCUGGAAUGUUGGGCUUGGCUUCUACUGCUAUGGAGAAUCCGCUCUGCACACCCUGGAGUUUCACCGCUGAUGCGCCUUUCAACCUGCGCUGGUCUGCAGAGUCCACCAGUCAAGAACAGGGUUCCAGCAGCACCUCGGACAUGCACAUGGACAUUUUCAGCCAAUCUGCUCUGUCUGAUCUGGACAUGUUGACUCUGCAGUAUGGUCAUGACCUCCUUCAGGACCUGGUAUGUAUUGAUGAUCUGACUGAUAUCUCCCCCAUUUCUACGGACCCUCUGUCUGACUUUGUAGAUGUCAUUCCUGUACCUACCAUAUGGGACAUCAAUACACCAACACCGACUCAGGAGCAGUAUUCCAACCGGUUUCAGGAUAUACAAAGUUUAGCUGAUAUCACAGCACUUAUCAGCACACCGCCACCUGUUCAGCGUUCUCAGCCAGAAGAGGAGGAAGAGAUAGAGGAAGAAGAGACAGAAGAGCUCGGCCAUGUAAACACCUAUGCUGAUUACAAACCUUCUAAAUCCUCUAUAGGAAACUCACACCCUGACCGUGUAGUGGAGACCAACACACUUUCAAGCGUUCCUCCACCAGACAUCACCUACACACUCUCUAUCCCUGAGGCCAUCAUCCAGUGUGGGGUGCUCUCUGCCCUGCAGCUCGAGGCCAUCAUCUACGCCUGCCAACAACAUGAGGUGAUCCUCCAGAACAAGCAGAGAGCAGGUUUUCUGAUUGGAGAUGGAGCUGGAGUGGGGAAGGGCCGCACAGUGGCUGGGAUCAUUCUGGAGAACUUCCUAAAGGGAAGGAGAAAAGCAUUAUGGUUCAGCGUAUCCAAUGACCUCAAAUAUGACGCUGAACGAGAUCUUCAGGACAUUCGUGCUCCUAGUAAUAUUCUAGUACAUGCUUUGAAUAAGAUAAAGUAUGGAGACACAGCUACCUCUGAAGGGGUUCUGUUUGCAACCUACUCUGCUCUGAUUGGAGAAAGCCAGGCAGGAGGUCAGCACCGCACCAGACUCAAGCAGAUCCUGGAUUGGUGUGGACCAGAAUUUGAUGGAGUCAUCGUGUUUGAUGAAUGCCAUAAAGCUAAAAAUGCCACAUCCACCAAAAUGGGCAAAGCUGUGAUUCAGCUCCAGAACAAGCUUCCUCUGGCCAGGGUGGUGUACGCCAGUGCUACAGGUGCUUCUGAGCCAAAGAACAUGAUCUACAUGAGUCGUCUGGGAAUCUGGGGAGAAGGAACACAGUUUAAGACGUUUGAAGAUUUCCUCCACGCGAUAGAGAAAAGAGGUGUGGGUGCCAUGGAGAUUGUCGCUAUGGACAUGAAGGUUAGUGGGAUGUACAUCGCACGGCAGCUGAGCUUCUCUGGGGUUUCGUUCCGCAUCGAAGAGAUCAGCUUGGACAAUGACUUCACACUCGUUUACAACAAAGCUGCCAAACUGUGGGCAGAAGCUUUGGCCGUGUUCACUCAGGCAGCGGAUUUACUCGGUAUGGUGUCCAGGAAGUCUCUAUGGGGUCAGUUCUGGUCUUCCCAUCAGCGCUUUUUUAAAUACCUGUGUAUCGCCUCGAAGGUGCGCUGUCUGGUCGAGCUGGCGAAGAAAGAACUGGAAGCUGGCAAGUGUGUUGUGAUCGGGCUGCAGUCCACAGGUGAAGCACGAACUCGAGAAGUUCUUGAUGAAAAUGAAGGACACUUGGACAAGUUUGUUUCUGCUGCAGAAGGUGUGUUCCAGUCUCUGGUCCAAAAGCACUUUCCUUUAGAGAAACAGAGAAAAGAAAAAGGAGCCGCCAGCAAGAGGAAACGUAAAGCUAAAGUUCGGCAGUCAAAGUGCCCCAGGCAGGGGGCAGAUGGCAGGAGUGUCGUUAACGUCAGUGAUGACAGCAGUACGGAGUCUGAUGGAGUGGACAGUGACUCCAACUCGUCUCCUGAUUCACUACAGGACAACGGCGAUGACGUCAUCUUCAUUACACAAACCAACUGUUAUGCUGCUCGUUUGGAGGAGAUGAAGCAAAGCCUCCUGAUUAAAAUCUCGGAGCUCGGGAAAGAACUACCUCUGAACACACUGGACGAGCUCAUUGAUAAAUUUGGAGGUCCAGAGAAGGUUUCAGAGAUGACUGGACAAGGUCGAGUGGUUCGGCAGAUGGAUGGAAGCGUUCAUUACGAGUCUCGAGCUGAACACGGCCACACCAUUGACCACAUCAACAUCAAGGAGAAGGAUCGCUUCAUGAACGGAGAGAAGCUGGUGGCGAUCAUCUCUGAAGCUGCCAGUUCAGGGAUCUCUUUGCAGGCAGACCGACUGAAGAACCAGCGUAGGCGAGUCCACAUGACCCUGGAGUUGCCCUGGAGCGCUGACAGAGCCAUUCAGCAGUUUGGUCGCACUCACCGCUCCAACCAAGUCACUGCCCCAGAGUACAUCUUCCUCAUCUCUGAACUCGCCGGGGAAAGACGCUUCGCCUCCAUUGUUGCUAAGAGGCUGGAGAGCCUGGGAGCUCUGACACAUGGAGAUCGAAGAGCCACAGAGUCUAGAGACUUAAGCAAGUACAACUUUGAGAAUAAAUAUGGAAACAGGGCUUUGGAGAAGAUCACCAGAGCCAUUCUGGGUCACAUCGACAGUAAAGUUGCUCCUCCUAAAGACUAUCCAGGAGGUGAUGCCAUGUUCUUCAGAGACAUGAAGCAGGGCAUGUUGGACGUUGGUAUUUUCUGUAAGGAGGCUCGCCUUGGGAUCAACCCUGAGAAAGACUGCACAAUUACGAAGUUCCUGAAUCGGAUUUUGGGUUUGGAAGUGCACAAGCAGAACUCACUCUUUCAGUACUUCAGUGAUAAUUUUGACUACCUAAUUGAAAAGGACAAAAAAGAAGGGAAAUAUGAUAUGGGGAUCCUGGAUCUGGCUCCUGGGAAUGACGAGAUCUACAAUGAGACUCAGGAGAGGUUUCUGACUCCAGGCAACCCGCAAGAAGGCCAAGUCAUUCUCUACAAGAUCAGUGUGGACAGAGGCAUGCCCUGGGAAGAAGCUCUUAAUAAGUCUCACACUCUCAGCAACCCAGACGAAGGUUUCUACAUCUCCCACAAGUUGAGAGGGAAUCACCCCUGUGUGCUGCUGGCCGAGUUGGGCCGAGGUCACAACCUGACCAUCUACAAGCCCAAUGUGGGCAAACAGAAGCAAGCGGAGAGUCUGGAGAGCAUCCAAAAGAAGUACCGCAAGGUAACUCCAGAGGAGGCGAAGGAAAGCUGGGAGAAUCAGUUCACUUUCUCAUUAAGGAAAUGUAGCCAUGCUAACUGGAACGGGAGGUGUAGAAAGGUCGAGGAGGGUCAGGAGUGUUUGCAGGGGAUGCGUUUGCGGCAGUACCACGUGCUCUGCGGUGCUCUUCUCUGCGUGUGGAAGCGUGUUGCUGACGUGGUGGCCGACGUCACCAGCUCCACCAUCCUGCAAAUCGUCCGCCUCAAAACCAGAGAGUACAAACAAGUUGGUAUAAAGAUUCCAGAGAACUGUGUGACUCAGGUGCGGGAUGAGCUAGACCACAUGGACAAGGGUAAAAGGAGGCGUCAGGAGAAAGAGCUGCAGGCUCAGGAGCAGCAGCAGGCCAAACAGCAUCAGAGGAUGUUGGAAGAGCGUCGCAGGGAAAUCUGUAUGUUCUACAGUCCGUUAUCACAGCUCUCCAGCCCACCCAACCUGUCCAACCAUUACCCGGGCCCCUUAUUCUCCCUUAAGAAAUCCACAGAGGGCAUCUUGGACCUGACAGUACCUGGUUCCUCUCGUGUUUCCCCACAUGGUACAGGAAAGGUAUCUGAUUACAGUCUGGACUCUUUAAUACAGUUGGAACAGAAUCAUGCUCCUCUGAGGGACUCAGCACAUAAGGAAUUCCUUGACAUUCUCAACUUGCUGCCAGAAACAUCAGAGUGCCAACCUGCACUUCCCACAUCUUCACUGGACUCUUUACAUGCUGCCCCAACAAACCUCUUCUCCACCUCCACCAUCUACACCUCCACCCCUUCAUCUCUUUUCUCCACCUCUCUCACACCAUCAUCUUCUAAUUCUUCACUUUCCCUCUUCUCUUCACUGUCUCCAUCUGACCAGCGUCCGUUCGCUAACUACAGUGACGACAACGCCAUCGACGCCAAAGAGGUGCUGAACAGCAUGCUGAGGAGCGGCUUGGACUGCCGCCAGUCCGUCAUACAGGUGCGAGCGCCCGAGUCCGAGCACCUGUCCUGAUCAGACCUGCUGGGGUUUUUCUGCCAUGAAACACCAAGCUGACAUGAUCCCAUUUACACCAACAAACAGAGCAGGUCCUGUUCGCUCAAGUUAUCCUCAAUACGAUCAACCCGAAUGACACGUUCACACAUGUAGAGGGAAAAAAAUAACCCUCCAUACCAGGAGGUGGCAGUAAUCUGUGUGUUUAAAACAGAAAAUCAGGAGACAGGUUAUUGUAUUACUUUAUUAGAGUUUAUAUCAAAACCGUAAACCAUCUAAAUUAAACAGGUGCCAAGUUUUCCAGCUACACCAUCAUGUCGUGGGUUUGGAUCUACAGGAGCCUCCUGAAAUCAGGGCUUUUUCAGAUAAAGCAGGAAUACAUUUCAGAGAAGGAAAAUGGCUGUAGAGGAAAAGACAUUUGCAGUGCAUCGACUUUAUCCAGGUGAAAUUUGACUGGUGAAUCUACAGCAUGCUCUCAGGUGAGCCAGAACCUGUGGGCUCAUCAACAGUGUUAAAGGAAGUGCUAAUUUAACACACACUGCUACACUCGCACAUAAAAACAUCGACUGAAAGAAAUAAAAAAAAAGUCUUUUUAA
Silurus meridionalis is the source of this 5098-nucleotide messenger RNA. It is a transcript of the gene sbno2b, whose product is annotated as protein strawberry notch homolog 2. The record is from RefSeq and is a predicted model, not a curated record. Gene Ontology annotation, molecular function: histone binding; chromatin DNA binding. Gene Ontology annotation, biological process: regulation of DNA-templated transcription. Lineage: Eukaryota; Metazoa; Chordata; Actinopteri; Siluriformes; Siluridae. Gene Ontology annotation, cellular component: nucleus.